AUGUCCGCCCGUGUGCCCGUGUGUCCCGUGUCCUCAUGUCCCCCCAUCCCUACAUUCCUUACAUCCCACGUGUCCCCACGUCCCUCCGUGUUCCUCGUGUCCCCGUAUGUCCCGUGUCCUCUGUGUCUGUGCAUGUCCCCCCACGUCCACGUCUCUCGUGUCCCCCCGUGUCCCCCCGUCCCCAGGUGGAACCGCGUGAUCGUGGAGAAGCCCUUUGGGCGGGACCUGGGCUCGUCGGAGGAGCUGUCGGCGCACCUGAGCGCGCUGUUCCGCGAGGAGCAGAUCUACCGCAUGGACCACUACCUGGGCAAGGAGAUGGUGCAGAGCCUGAUGGUGCUGCGCUUCGGCAACCGCAUCUUCGGGCCCAUCUGGAACCGCGACAACGUCGCCUGCGUGGUGCUCACCUUCAAGGAGCCCUUCGGCACCGAGGGCCGCGGUGGCUACUUCGACGACUUCGGCAUCAUCCGGGACGUGAUGCAGAACCACCUUCUGCAGCUGCUCUGCCUGGUGGCCAUGGAGAAGCCGGCAUCCACCAACCCCGACGAUGUCCGUGACGAGAAGGUGAAGGUGCUCAAGUGCAUCAGCCCGGUGGAGCUGCAGGACGUAGUGCUGGGCCAGUACGUGGGCAACCCCGAGGGUCCCCCCGAGGCACAGAAGGGCUACCUGGACGACCCCACGGUGCCCCCAGGCUCCACCACGCCCACCUUCGCCACCGCCGUGCUGCGUGUGGCCAACGAGCGCUGGGACGGCGUCCCGUUCGUGCUGCGCUGCGGGAAGGCGCUGAACGAGCGCAAGGCCGAGGUGCGGCUGCAGUUCCGGGAGGUGCCCGGGGACAUCUUCUCCCGGCAGUGCAAGCGCAACGAGCUGGUGGUGCGCGUGCAGCCGCGCGAGGCCGUCUACGCCAAACUCAACACCAAGAAACCCGGCAUGUUCCUGCGGCCCGAGGAGUCCGAGCUCGACCUCACCUACGGCAGCCGAUACAAGGACGUGAAGCUGCCGGACGCGUACGAGCGGCUGCUGCUGGACGUCAUCUGCGGGAACCAAAUGCACUUUGUGCGCAGGUGAGGGGACAGGGGACACCUGGGGACACCUGGGGACAGGGGGGACUUGACCUCAGGUGGGGACUGGGGACAGGU
Molecule: messenger RNA, 1136 nt
Organism: Lonchura striata (white-rumped munia)
Lineage: Eukaryota; Metazoa; Chordata; Aves; Passeriformes; Estrildidae
Source: RefSeq, a predicted model, not a curated record